This is a messenger RNA of Rhipicephalus microplus (southern cattle tick), 3023 nucleotides long. It is a transcript of the gene Tdg, whose product is annotated as Thymine DNA glycosylase. NCBI's taxonomy places the organism in Eukaryota, Metazoa, Arthropoda, Arachnida, Ixodida, Ixodidae. Gene Ontology annotation, cellular component: nucleus. The record is from RefSeq and is a predicted model, not a curated record. Gene Ontology annotation, biological process: base-excision repair, AP site formation. Gene Ontology annotation, molecular function: pyrimidine-specific mismatch base pair DNA N-glycosylase activity; uracil DNA N-glycosylase activity.
CCAGCUUCGCCUUUUGUAGGGGGCGCUAUGUGUUAAAUUUUUGCGAAAGAACCCAUUUAAAGAGUGAUUAAAUUUAUGGUUGAUACCAGCAAAAUGCCUAAUAUGACUUGGUGCAGGUGCAGCAAGGACGUGUGAGCAUUGGAAGAAACAGUGGCGGUGGCAAACCCGCCUCCAAGCCAUCCCGGGGCCCCCCUGGGGCAUGAACGGGGAAGGCAAGAGCAUGGACAACUACCGUGGUUCUGUGCAGACGUGGAACCCACCAGUGACCAUCAAGCAAGAACCAGAGUAUGACCUGUACGGAGAGACCGCACAGAGUAAUCACAAUCAUCGUAUGCAGCAUGCGCACCAGCAGCACCACCCUUCAUCACAUCAUUCACGCUCGGAGUUUGUAAGCUUGCCAUACUUCCAGCAGCAACAGCAGCAGUACAUGAUGCCUGCAGAAAAUGGCUGCCACUACCACAUGACUGAGGUGGGCCGGCCAGGGGAAGAGGAAGAAGACAGUCUGAGCACACCCAAAAAACGCGGCCGUAAGAAGAAAAUUAAGGUUGAAGACCAAGAUCUGCCAUUGAGUCUCGAAGCUUCUUUUCCUGUGAUACGGAAACGUGGUCGGCCACGGAAGUACCCCAUUCCCGAUGGGCUUGACAAUGUGGAGGAUGGCCGUCGCCCUCUGAAGCAGGAGAAGAUAACUGAUUCAUUCAAGCAGAGAAAGCGCAUUGACCGCUUUGAGGGCAUGCCCGAGGAAGAGGUGGCCAAGCGCACCCUGCCGGACCAUUUGGUGCCCAACCUGGACAUUGUCAUUAUUGGCAUCAACCCUGGCCUCUUUGCUGCUUUUAAAGGUCACCACUAUGCUGGUCCUGGAAACCAUUUCUGGCGGUGCCUGUUUUUGGCUGGCCUCAUUCCUGAGCCAAUGAGUGCUGUAGAUGACUUCAAACUCAUCCACUAUGGAAUUGGCUUUACCAACAUCGUCGCCCGCACGACGCGAAGCAGUGCCGACUUAUCCAGGAAAGAAAUUAAGGAAGGUGCCGAGAUACUCCUGGACAAGCUAAAAAUAUUUCAACCACGCAUAGCAGUAUUCAAUGGCAAAGGCAUCUAUGAAAUUUUUUCUGGGAACAAGAAUUUUGUGUUUGGGCGACAGCCAGAGCCAAUUGAAGGGACCAAUGUGUCUGUGUUUGUGAUGCCAUCAUCGAGUGCCCGGUGUGCCCAAUUGCCCAGAGCUGUGGACAAGCUGCCAUUUUAUGUUGCACUGAAGAAGUUGCGUGACCACCUGCGAGGGAGUCUGCCCAUGCUGCACCCGUCUGAGGUUACAUUUCCAGACGUUAAGCUCAAGGUGGAGGCAAAAGAGGAGCCAUGUGACGAUGAUGACGCUUCGGACCCUUUCUCUACAGAAGGCACAGAUGAUGGGAGCUCGGGAUACGACGGCAACAACACAUUUCACGUGCAGAUGAAGGAAGAGCCUGGUGACCACUCUGUUCCUGGGAGCUACCAGCCCGAUCAGGCUAAAAGGCGAGGCCGAAGAAAAAAACCGAGACAGCUUUGCAAUCCGAUUACAGCGUUGCAAGGACGGCCGUCGGGAUGCAGCCCCCCCAAUCAUCAGUGCUCACGGAGCAGCAACACCUCCAUCAUCACACAGGCCAGUUGCCCAAUAACCAGAUGGCAUCCGAGCAGCCAAUGCAUUCCCAACAGGACAUGCCACAGCCGCAGAUGGACUACCACAGCAACUACUACAAUGCACAUUGCAAUCAGCAGCCGUACUACCAGCAGGAUGGCUUCCCCGAUCAGGCUUCGUCAUACAGUCAGUGGAACAGCGGGGCCCCCCCUGCAGCAGCAGCUCGAGUACCCGUGCCAGCAACCGGCUGAGUCCAGCCCCCCGGGCUCCAACUGGGCCUACCCGUCGACCUAUUCAGAGGACCUUUGCCGUGCGGCCGAUUUCCCGUCCUGGCUCAAGCAGGAACCACUAGACUCGUGUGACACUGAGGGCAGCUACUGCUAAAGGCUCAGGUCAAGGAGACACCAAAGCUAAGAAAGGAGCCAGGCGUUGGAGCCACCACCAGUGUCUCCCUUGUGUGUUCAUCCCGUACCUGCAUUCAGCAAGUCCUGUAGCAACCCUGAUAUGCUUUUCUCUAAAGCUCUGUUAGAGACAGCAAAGCAGGUUGUGACAUCACCCUCAACAAACCAGUAUGUGCCAGGUUUGCAUUUUGGGAGGAUGCUUCUGUGCAAAGGUUGCUUGUGGGAAUAAAAGGAUUAUCUCAACAAUUUAAUGAAAGCACAGUUGGCAUGAAUGCAGUUUAAUACAUUCUUGGUUACUCGAGCGGAAGCGUGCAGAAAAGGGCUGAAAUGCCGUCAUGGUCUUUUGGGAUCAACAUGUGCCACUUAUUAAGCCAGCACUAAUCAAUCAAUGGAGUCAUUUUGUAAGAGUUACAAUGUUAAUACAGUCGAAUAUCGUUGUAAAGAGACACUGAUUUAAGAGACAAAUGGCAUAAGAGACACCAGUGUGCCUACAGCAAAAUUAUGGUUGAUAAAAAAAUGCCUACGUAAUGCUCUGCUUAUAAGAGAUGAUCUCAUAUAAGAGAAAAAAAUUUCUGCCCGUAACAUGCCUCUUAUAAAGGGGUUUAACCGUAGUCUGUGUAUGCAGCUGGCUGGUACUUGCUGACAAUCUGUACUAAUCCUUUAAUGUAUCAACCAUAUAUAUUACUGGCACAUAUUUCUUGAGGGUUUUAUAUCUAAAUCAUAAAGCAGUUUACUUCUACUGAGAGUUUUUGAUUGAAUAGAGCUGAAAAAGCCGAGAACUGAAUCAAAAGUAAGCUACAAGGAACUUGUGCGAGGGGUAGAAGAGAGAGAACACAACUUUAUUGUCGUCAAACUUAAGGAGGUAGGUCAUCUGCCAGGUUGAACCUUGUGGCCACCUCCUCAUACCUUUGUACGGCCUGGAGCUGAACUGCCAGGCUGGUGGAAGUCAGAACUGCCUCCCACCCCUUUGGCAAGGGAGUGGCCAGGAGAUUGGGAGAGCGGGGAUAUUCGCUGCG